Trametes versicolor FP-101664 SS1 is the source of this 1446-nucleotide messenger RNA. RefSeq lists its product as uncharacterized. The transcript is spliced from 3 exons. Gene Ontology annotation, molecular function: protein binding. The record is from RefSeq and is a predicted model, not a curated record. The coding region runs from base 6 to 1088 and encodes 360 amino acids. NCBI's taxonomy places the organism in Eukaryota, Fungi, Basidiomycota, Agaricomycetes, Polyporales, Polyporaceae.
AGGCCAUGUCUGCGCAAAGCGAUACGCCCAAACAUGCUCCGGACGCCGCUGAUAAGACAACUACUGACGACUCCCCGGUGCAUCCCGCGUUCUCGUCCCCCAAUGCGGACAUCGUCCUGCGCUCGAAGGACGGCACGCUCUUCCGGAUAUCCUCAGAGACCCUCAGCCGGUCCUCGGCAUGGUUCCGCUCCAUGCUCACUCUCCCGCAAGGCGCCGCCCAACCAGCCGCGGAGCCCAUCUCUGUCGACGAGUCCGAGGCGGUCCUCGAAGCCCUGCUCUCGAUGAUCAGCGGCAUCGAGCUCCCCGCGCUCGACGACGCGGACUUCCUGGAGGCCAUCCUCAACGCUGCAGACAAGUACGAGAUGCCCAUGGCGCUCGCCGUCCUCCGCACCGCGCUCUUCUCGCCCUUCCUCCCUAUCUCCCCCCUGCGCCUCUACGGCCUCGCGCGCCGCAUGUCUUGGACGCGCGAGGCCACACACGCCGCGCAGGCCGCGCUCUCGCUCGACCUCCUCGCGCCCGCGUCCCUGCCCGAGCUCGUGCGCCUGGAGCCCGCGCACCAGAGCGCGCUGCUCGCGUCACACCGCGCGCGACGCGAGGCUCUCGUCGCGGGGCUCGACGACCCACAGCUCUUCGGGGGCAUCCUGCACGACGGGGGUGGGGCUGGGGCGCUCAUGGACGACGGCGAGCUGUGCCACAACCCGCUCGACCACAGCACGUGGCACGCGCUCAAGUACGCGCUGCUGCGGCAGUUCGAGCGCGCGCCCCCGGGCGCGGAGCUCGGCAGCGCGUUCUUCACGCUGCCGGAGGUCGGGGCGAUGUACGGCGCGCGGUGCGCGAAGUGCGGGCAGGCGAACUAUGUGAUGCCGAAUUUGCUGGAGGGGCUCGCGGCGCUCGUCCGCGAUCUACCUAGGGGCGUCGAGGAUGGGGUGGGAGGAGGAAGCCAAGGACGCAUCGUCCCGUACGCUCACGCAGGACCUCCUCGCGCCCGAAGCCCAGGCCGAGCUGGCCGCGAUGACGCCGCAUCAUCGCAUUCUGCUACUCGAUCUUCACCGCCGGAGACGAGAAGAAUUCUUCAAGAAGCUAGAUGACCCUGCGUCGUUCUACGCAAACGUCUGCGGCGGCCCGUGUGGCUAUGGAUCACCUGCAGACCCUACCAAGCCUUGCUCAGCGGUGUUGGACCACGGCCAUUGGUGGGCACUCAAGUACGCCCUAAUGCGCCAGUGGACACAAAAGCCGUACGACCUGCAGUUGGACGAAACCUUUCACUACAUGCCGGAGGUCAAGAGCGUGUUCCUUGCCAAGUGCCACCAAUGCGACAGGACGCUCUACUCGGUGGCGCCAACCCUGAAGAAGAUCAACGAUAUUAUUCGUGAACUUCCUCGCUGUGUAGAUUGGCCAUAACGCUCCGAAAGAUGCAAGGGCGUCUUGACCGAUUGUGCAGGCAGU